CAUGACGUCCACUUUGCACCUUUAUAAAGCUCGGAUCUUGGAAGAAUACAGUCAGAGUUAAACGAAACUUGUAGAAAAUUGGUGAAAAAAAAAUAUAUAUUGCAAACGAAGAAGUGACAAAAAUCAGAUAGAUCCCAAUAUGAGUGUCAGGAGUAAAAUAUGUGUUACAUUGCUUGUCCUGGCAUUGUGGUGCUUAAUUGUAACCUGCAAUGGUGCACCGUCUAGCGCUAGAUGCAAACCUAAGCGAUACUCACAUAAAGCUGUGCAGACUGACUUCAACGGUCUGCGAUGCUGGGAUGAAGUAAAAAUAAUGUCUUGCUGGGGUUAUUGUUUGUCCUACGAAAUAUCUCAUUGGCAGUUCCCUUAUAAAGAAUCUCAUCAUCCUGUAUGUGUGCAUGGUGAGAGAAAGCACUCUUCGGUCAAGUUGCGUCAUUGUGACCCUGGAGUGGAACCUGGAACAGAAGUGUAUCAUUACGUUGAAGCAGCUAGCUGUAAAUGUCAGGUAUGCUCAUCAGAAGACACUAGUUGUGAAUGGCUUCCACCAGACUCUACUCUUAUUGACGGCUUAUUGAGAGAACAACUGGAAGAUAUUGAAUAAUGGAUUCCACCGGCGAAUACUAAAGCAGUAUUAAACUAUGAUCAUUGAAAU
This is a messenger RNA of Zerene cesonia (dogface butterfly), 649 nucleotides long. It is a transcript of the gene Gpb5, whose product is annotated as glycoprotein hormone beta-5. The record is from RefSeq and is a predicted model, not a curated record. Lineage: Eukaryota; Metazoa; Arthropoda; Insecta; Lepidoptera; Pieridae. Gene Ontology annotation, molecular function: hormone activity. Gene Ontology annotation, cellular component: cytoplasm; extracellular region. Bases 140 to 598 code for a protein of 152 amino acids. The transcript has 3 exons. Gene Ontology annotation, biological process: G protein-coupled receptor signaling pathway.